Molecule: messenger RNA, 1035 nt
Organism: Clonostachys byssicola
Lineage: Eukaryota; Fungi; Ascomycota; Sordariomycetes; Hypocreales; Bionectriaceae
Source: the annotation of a GenBank genome assembly
AUGUCUCGGUCUCUGAUACCAGCUCUAUUCAAGCGAGCAGAUCCUCCGAUAGAGAUCUCAGAGGAGGGUCGACCAUUCACCAUCGAGAUCGAGAUUCGAACAAAAGAUCACUCGCCUCGUCAAGUAUAUGCUGUUCUCGACACCGGUUGCCCAGUAGAUCUAGUAAGUCUCUGGUUUGCCCGGAAGCAUCUGCUUAAAAGAGGUGAGGAUGGAAAAGAUAAGGGUGAAGGAGAUAAGGGUAAAGGAGUUGAGGGUGAAGAGGAUGAGGAUGAGAAGCGCCGGGAGAUAGAUGGAGUCAAGGUUCCCGGGGCUAAACUCAUAAGCUCUGGCGAGUGGUGCGUCCGACUCAAAACCAGAUGCAGUCUAGGUGAAACAAUCAGGUUUAAAAGUGUCUGCGCAGGGAUCGAACGAGACCCUCGAUUGCCCCCAGUUGUCAUCGGCAUGGCAACUCUCAAAGCUCAGCAAUUCCUCCUGGUCCCUCGACUCCAGGCCUGGUGGCGGCCAUGCAGGCCCCCCCUUACUAUCGGGAAACGACCUGAGGCAGUCCCGAGUGACCUUUUUGCACCGGAGAAUUCCUUCUUCGAUGGGAAAGAAAGGAUGCCCUUACGGGUCAUUUUUGAUACAGGCACCGUCAUGGAUGGUGUUUGUAUCAAGUUUGCAAAGAAACAUUUGAGGAAGGUCACUGCGCCAGAGUGCACCUGGAUCGAUGUUGAAGGCGAAGAGCAGACCUGCGAAGGACUUUGGGAGCUGCCUCUUUGCCUCACAAGUAAAGAUGAUAAGCAGAGAUCAUUUUCUGUUCUGUGCUGGGGUAUGGACCUUGGUGAACCAUACUCCGGGGGUCAUCAUAGCGUGCGGCUUUCCAAAACAACGCUCGCCGAGCAGAAUAUUCAUCUCGACUGUGGGCCCUUGAGCUUCACCUUUGAGAAGACAACUGCGCAAACUCUAAAGAAUUGGGGCAAAAAGGUUAUAGACGGGACGAAAUCUCUGAACCACAAGUUGAGAGAGCACAAGAUGCCCAAGACUGACGAGAAAUGA